UUCAAUCUAUUCAUAUUGUACUGUGACUUUGUCAAACACGUAACGUUAGUCGCACUACAGCCAGUGUUAAAAAGAGUCAUAACUUGUGCUCAGUCUUCAAGCAAUCCUUCUUCCAGUAAUAUCAACAUGCAGAAACCAACAGAAGUAAAAGGAUCCUUUACGGUGAACUCUGGAUUAGCUCAAAUGUUAAAGGGUGGAGUCAUUAUGGAUGUUACAAAUGUCGAACAAGCAAGAAUUGCAGAAAAAGCUGGAGCAUGUGCUGUCAUGGCAUUAGAAAGAGUUCCUGCUGAUAUCAGAAAGGAUGGCGGAGUUGCGCGCAUGAGUGAUCCAAAGAUGAUCAAGGAAAUCAAAGAAGCGAUCACCAUCCCGAUAAUGGCUAAAGCUCGAAUUGGUCAUUUUGUGGAAGCACAAAUCCUACAAACGCUUGAAGUCGACUAUAUAGAUGAAUCGGAAGUACUAUCGCCAGCAGAUGAUGAACAUCACAUCAAUAAACGCAAAUUCAAAGUACCAUUUGUUUGUGGUGCAAGAGAUCUCGGAGAGGCUUUACGUCGAAUCGAAGAGGGUGCAACAAUGAUUCGUACGAAGGGGGAAGCUGGCACAGGCGAUGUCAUGCAUGCUGUUAAACACGCGAGAGCCUUGAACCGAGAAAUUCAGUUAAUUUCGAAAAUGGACGAAGACGAACUGUUUGUAAAGGCCAAGACACUGCAGGUGUCCUAUGAACUUCUAAAGAAAACAGCCACAUUGGGAAGACUUCCGGUGGUGAUGUUCAGUGCUGGCGGUUUGGCUACUCCAGCCGAUGUGGCCAUGUUAAUGCAAUUGGGAGUGGACGGGGUUUUCGUCGGCAGUGGUAUAUUCAAAUCAGGUAAUCCAGAGAAGAGAGCCAAAGCAAUUGUUGAGGCUGCCACACAUUACAACGAUCCGAAACGUUUGGCCGAAGUGAGUGAAGAUUUGGGUGAGGCAAUGGUUGGAAUUAAUUGUGACAAAAAUUUUAAAAUGUAGAAAAUCUUUGAAUUCUGAUAAGAACUUGAAAUAUAUUAGUGUUGAACUUUAUAGACUAUA
Bradysia coprophila is the source of this 1059-nucleotide messenger RNA. Its product is annotated as pyridoxal 5'-phosphate synthase subunit SNZERR-like. Gene Ontology annotation, biological process: pyridoxine biosynthetic process; amino acid metabolic process; pyridoxal 5'-phosphate biosynthetic process. Gene Ontology annotation, molecular function: amine-lyase activity. The record is from RefSeq and is a predicted model, not a curated record. NCBI's taxonomy places the organism in Eukaryota, Metazoa, Arthropoda, Insecta, Diptera, Sciaridae.